This is a messenger RNA of Passer domesticus (house sparrow), 8423 nucleotides long. RefSeq names its product crystallin beta A4 (gene CRYBA4). The record is from RefSeq and is a predicted model, not a curated record. Gene Ontology annotation, molecular function: structural constituent of eye lens. Lineage: Eukaryota; Metazoa; Chordata; Aves; Passeriformes; Passeridae. The coding region runs from base 152 to 712 and encodes 186 amino acids. Gene Ontology annotation, biological process: lens development in camera-type eye; visual perception. The transcript is spliced from 4 exons.
CACGAGUUCACCACCGACUGCUACAGCACCCCGGAGCACGGCUUCAGCACCGUCCGCUCCUGCAAGAUCGAGAGCGGGGCGUGAGUGGGGGGUCCCGGGGCACGGCCACCCCACGCUGCUGCGGGACCCCGGCUAGCAGGGGGGUUGGAGGAUGGAGGCCUCCAGAGCCUUUUGCUACCCGAGCUGCCUCCUGUGGGCAGCGCUGGGUGCAGCGAGCACAGCCCGGCUGCCAGCGGGGCGGUGGGCGCGCCGGGGGUCUCACCCCUCCCGCCCCGGCAGGUGGGCAGGCUUCGAGCACUGCGGCUUCCAGGGGCAGCAGUUCGUGCUGGAGCGCGGCGAGUACCCGUGCUGGGAGGCGUGGAGCGGCAGCAACGCCUACCACGUGGAGAGGAUGUGCUCCUUCCGCCCCAUCGCCUGCGCCGACCACGGACGGAGCAGGCUGAUGCUCUUUGAGGAGGAGAACUUCCAGGGCAAGCGGGCGGAGAUGAGCGACGACUGCCCCUCGCUGCCCGCCCUGGGCUGGGGCAGCAGCACCGUGGGCUCCUUCCUUGUCCGCUCCGGCGCGUGGGUCUGCUCGCAGUACCCGGGCUACCGGGGCUUUCAGUACCUCCUGGAGAGCGACAGCCCCGCGGGCGAGUACAAACACGUGCGGGAGUGGGGGUCCCACGCGCAGACGGGCCAGGUCCAGUCCAUCCGCAGGGUGCAGCAGUGAGCGCGGUGCCGUGUGAGCCGCGGGGACAAAGCUCAAUAAAGGCUCAGUUGUCCAAGGCGGCGCUGGCAGUUGGGGACAAGGGCCAUGGGGGUGCGUGGCCGGGAAUGGUGACACUGCCGGAGGCAGAGAGGGGCUCUGCAGCGGCAGGGAUGAGGCGGAGGGGAAUUUUUCUGCCCGGAGGUGCAGGGGUUCUGCAGGACCCCCACACCCCACCACCACACAGACACCAUCUGCUCCUCCAGCACCUGCCAGGGGCUGAAAGGAGCUGCAGGAUCAAGCAGUGUGCACCUAUCCCCGUGUCCAUGCACACCCUGUACCCAUCCCAGCACUCUCACCCAGCUGUACACACCCCUGCACCCAUCCUGGCACCCAUCCCUCACUCCCGCACACCCAGUGUGCAGCCAAAGCUGAAAAUGCAGCCGGGAAGGGCCGGUCUGGAAAAAUUCCUCAUUUCAGAAGAGCUCUGGAGGAAAUGUUUUAUGUGGUGAAAAUGUCCCAUCCAUGACAUUUGCAGCAGCAAGGCCACCAGGGGAGGGAAUGCUGCCCAGCAAGGGAUUCUCUCCGCAGGAAAUCACAAUUAAAAAGGCUAAAUAGAAGCAGAAACAAAAAGUUGUGGGAUGGGCUGAAUGAAACCCUCCUGCGCCCCAGGGCAAACCCAUCCGGGGCCGGCAGCCAGGGAGACGCGAGGAGAGGAUCCUGUCACCCCCUGCCCUGGGUACCCCCUGUCCCUGCGCAGCUCCAGAGCCCUGGGGGGACGCGGGGGCCGGGAGCGGGGCCAGCACAUGGCCAGGCACGGUGGGCAGCUGGCGGCGACACCAGGGGUCCCCGGGGAGCCGGCGGGGACUCGGAGAACAAUGAGGGAGCCCAGCAGCUGCUCGGCGCUGCGGAGGGGCUGUCACCACCCCCGCGCGGCAGGGGAGCUGUCCUUGGACAGGGCUGUGUCCCCAGGCCGGGCUGGCCUGUCUGCCAUCCGUCCCCACCCCAUCUGUGCCACCGUGUCCCCAGGGCUGUGCCCGACAGCCCCUGCCCCGCUUGUCCCGCGUCCCCUGCGUCACACCCAUGGCUGUGGGGAGCCCGUGAUUUCACGGUGAGCGAUGCCUGGCAGGGGGUGACAGUGGCCUUGGCAGAGGCUGUCGUGGUAAAGGGGUCCCCAGGGUCUCCCGCAGCGGGAGCGGUGCGGGGAAAAGGUGACUCGGCCGCAUUUCCAGCAUUAAAAUUUAAUGCGAGUUGCAGCAUCCUCCUGCGCCGUAGGUAGGGCCGGGGGGGCCGGGGGCUGCUGGAGGAGGAGUUUGCUCGGCCGCCUCUUCCUCGGGGAUGCUCUGGGAAGGCUCCAGCACAAAGGAGCGGCGCGGCGGGCAGGAGCGAGCGGAACCGGCGCCCCCCAGCCCCAGCCCGGCCCCCGGGAGCAGGUAACGCACCGCGGGCAUGGCUCCGCUCCCUGCGGACCGGGAUGGGGCGCCGGUGGGGUCUGGGGGCGCGGGGAGCCCCGGGGGCCGCCCCCACCUCUGGCGGGAGCGGGGGGCGAUGUCGCGCCGGGAUUCGGGGGGUCCUGCGGGCAUCGCUCCCGGAGGUGCGGAGCCGGAGGAUGCGGCCGCUCCCUCCUCUCCAUGCCCAAAAACCACCCUCCUUCUCAAUGUAUUAUUCCCUGGUUAUAAAUAACCCCACUAGAGGCCCCCCUCGGCAGGACCCCCUCCUUCCCCGGGGGGAGCAGGCAGGUUCCCUCCCUUUGUUCGGGCAGGAGCAGCCGCGCAUCCCGCAGCGUGUUCCCGGCCACAUCCCGGUGAUCCCGUCCUGGGCAGCCUGGCACCCACCCCGGACACUGCCUGCAGCCCCCCCCUCAAAUCAGAACUAACUGCUGCACCGCUUGUUUGUAUUUUUUUUUUUUUCCAGAAUCCUCAUCAAGAAUAGGGCUCCUGCCAGGUAAAUGGAUUCUUGCCUGAUUUUCAAUGCUCCUGGGAGGAUUUGUAGCCAAAAUGCUCGUUUACUGCUUUGUCUCGAAGCCCCCGUUUUCUCCUAAAGCUGAUGAUCCCAGGCGGGGUUAGAGGCGAGGCUGGGGCCGGCAGCCCCAGGCACAGCCCAGCCCUUCCUCCUCCUCAGCCUUAACCUGGCAGAUGCUCUUCUUGCGGAGCCAUUUUCUCUCCCUCAUUGUCUCGCAGCCUUUUGUGUGUGCGGGUUGGUCCUGCCCUGGGAGCCAGGAGGAGCCCAGAAAUAAUCAGAUUUUCAGGCGUUGUGGGCUUGCAAGGAGCCUUUCACCCCCCUUUUCUGCCGGGCUGCCCAGCCCCAGAGCUGCAGACAAAGGCAGCAGUGCCUGGCACCCCUGCAGCAGCACCGGAGCCUGGGCAGUGCCAGAGCCUGGGCUCUGCUGGAUGGCAGCAAGGCUCGGGCAGAGCUGGCAGGGCACAGGGCAGGGGUGUCUGCCCACCCUGCCGGGAUCUGGGGGGUCAGGGUGCAUGGAUGCCACAUCCCACAGACCAUCUCUCUGGGAUCUCUGGCCUGUUGUGCCCUCAUCUCCCUGCUCCUGCCCGCAGUGGAGCUUGUGCUCCUCUUCCUCCCUCUGUCCUCACUCGAGGAGGGGGUUUAGCCCCAUUUAAUUCGGGUGUCCAGCCCCCAGGGCCGCUGUAUGUGCCACCCACGAGUGUGGCAGAGGCAGCUCAAGCUCACGCCCAAGACGAGUGUUUAAGCCAGCCCUGUCUGCACAAAAUUGUUUUCCCUCCCUGUCCCCUGGGAUCUGCUUCAUUCCCAGGCCACAGAGGCCACCCUGCCCCAGCACAGGCACCUCCCUGUGCUCGGAUCCAGCCGGGGAUCCGUGUGCCAGAUGCUCGGUGCCAUUCCACAUUCCCGCAGCUGGGCUGCAAGCGCUGUCCCCAGGGCAGGGACUGUCCCGCCCGCAGCGCCGGCGGCUGUGGUGACAAUGAGCCCUGGGGAGCAGGAGCGGCUCCGCAGCUGAACUGCGGUGUCACCACGGCCCCGCUGCCCCGGGACCUGCUGCUGUCCUGGGCAGGGCAGGGCACAGACAUGGGCUGGCUGCUGGCACCGGCCACGUGUCCCCAAAUCCCCGAGGAGAUGGAGCAGCACCCUCUGCAGUGCGGCUGUGACCUCCAGUUGCCCCAGUUUAACCAGUGCCUGUGGAACCCAGGCUCCCAGAUUCAGCUUUACCCCACGGCAGGGGCAGAGGUGGCAGCAAAGUGGCAGUGGCUUUGGCAAUCAGUCCCUGCCUCCAGUGAGGUAGGGACAGUUUGGGGCAUUGCCACCACUUCUGGUUGGUGGUUCCAAUGCCCCCCUGUGCCUGGUUCAGCUCCUUCACCCUGCAAGGGGACAGGGGCAGGGAGGUGCGUGCCCAACCCUCCUGCCAGGCUCCUGGCUGGGCUGUGCCUCAGGAUGGUGCCCUGUUUGUCCCCCUUGCUGCGCUGGUUGUUUCUUUUGCAGCUGCUAAUGACUGACCUGAGGUCUGUUCACACAGUCCCCUCGCUGCCUCCAUGGCACAGAGCCACGUGGAACAGGGGACAUUGCACAGCACUCCCGUAGCUGGUGACCACAGUGCCACCACCCCAGGGGCACGGCCCAGCUCCUGCCCUGACCGUGCCCAGAGGGGAGCCGGGCCCAGGAGCUGCCAUCACACCAGAACAUGAUGCCAGAGCCGGGCUGGCCCCAGCAGAGCACCCUGGCACCCUCUGCCAUGGCGUGGAGCCACCAGCCCGGCCACUGCGGGGGACACGGCCCAGGAGCCUGCGGUGGUGACACCUGAGGACACGGGGCUGCGUGUGCACACGGCUCUCCUGCAAGGUGCUGGGCUGUCCUUGCCUCCCUCUGCUCCCCCCAGGCCUGUCCCCUUCCCUGAGCACGGAGUAGGAGGAGGGAGUGGGGGCAGAGCAGUGCCAGCUCCUCAAGGUGACACGAUGGCCAGAGCCCAAAGGGGCUGUGUGUGUCCCCACUGAUCCUGCCCUCCCUCUGGCUGAUGCUUGCUGAAACACCUGGUUUGUGGAGCACCCUGGAGCUUGGGGAGGAGCAAGGGCAGUGAAUCCUCCUGCUGUGGCCCCUGCAGUGGCCCUGUAAGCAGGUGGGACCUUGUCCUCACCACGCAGCCACUCGGGCCCUUGUCCCCACCCAGGCAGAAGGACGGGGGUGCAGUGGGCUGGGGACAGGCACAGCUCAUGGCAGGUGUUACAGCCUUGAAGUCCAAGAUGGAAAAGUGUCUCUUGGGGACCAGAGGAGCUCCUGCCAUGGGAGGAGGUGACCCAGAGGGACUCGGGGCAGAGGCUUUCCUGGGUGCCCCAUCCCAUCCCUGUUUCUUGGGGCACAGUGCUCCUGCAGCCCUUGGAGCAGUGCUCAGCCCCUUGGAGAGGCAGCUUCCAAAGGGGAUGGGAUAAGCUGUGGGUCACCUUUCCUCUGCUCCACGGUGGUUUUCCCUGCUGGAUCUCCUCCUCUCUGCACGUGCAGUGGGAGCUUGGUCAGUCCUGGAGCAGCUGCCGUGGUCUGUGCUGGAGCCUUGCCCCAGACACUGCCAGUGAUUCUUUCACCCUCUCCUCCUUUGCUUCUUCCAGCUCCUUCAGAGUCCUUUAGGCACUGCUGGGGCUGUGUCCUCCAUGCAUCCUGUCUCUCACCUUUCCCAGCACCAGGGGUGGGAAGUACAUGUGUACAUGUUGUGAGGGGCCUCGGGUACCUCCCUGGCAGGGAUCAGAGGGGCAGAUGCCUGCUGAGCAUCUCUUUCAGACAGGUUCUGUUACACCAGCUAAACCCUCCACUAACACCUCCCCAAAUGCCAAAGCCCAAAAACGCCUCCUGCUCUUGUGAGCCAGAGCCCUGCUGCUGCUGGGCCUGGCUCUGCAUGCUGCCAACAUUAACCUACUAACCUGCUGGGACCCCUGUGCCCUCCCCGGGGCUGCCACGGCCCCUGGCACACGGACUAACCCACUAACCAGCCCAGCGCAUGCCCUACUAACCCACAGCAGCCCUGCCUCCUGCCCACUAACCACGGCAGCAGCACUGCCUUUAAAGGGGAACAGAAAAGCUGGAAAAAGGCUUUGGAAGUGCCAGGUGUCAGUGCCAGGCUGCACAGGCAGGGGUAGGCAGGGACAGGCAGAGAGAGAGAGGGCUGGCUGCCCAGCACUGGGCGGGAGUGGUGUUGGGCAGCUCCUGCCCCUGCAGGCAGCUCCUGUCCAGGGCAGGAGAGGGAAAUGCUGGUCCCUGGGCAGGAGAGGGGACAGUAGUCUCUGCUCUGGGCAGGAGAGGGGACAGCAGCCCCUGCCUCGGGGGCACGAGGAGAGGGUUUCUCCCCACACGCCCUGCCCAGCUCUGCCUGUGGAGCCUGUUGCUGACUAGGAGCCUAAAACGGUUUUAUCAGCAGAAGCUUUUCAGUUCCUUUUUAAGCCAGUAGAUCUCUGUUACUAACACAUUCCUGAACUGAAUUAAACAAACUAACCAUUGCUGCUUUUCUCUUCAUUUCUCUUGCAGUGUGUGUGUCCUCUAAGGCAGACCAGUGCCCUGCUUCUGUUACUAACCUGUACUUUGUUCCCACUGUACUAAUCCUCCCUGUUUCUCUCUUGCUACUAACAACUCUCUUUGCACUUUGCCUCUCGGGUGCUGUUUGCCAUGACAAGUGACAGUGGCUCCUCCUGGACUUACUCACCUGCAGCACUCCAUUUUCCGUGCUGCUGAGCAUCCCUGGCUCCCGUUGGGUACCGUGGGAAAGAAGAUGCUCAGCCUGGGGCACUUUGAAUUUUUCCCUCUUGGCCCGUUUUCCAACAAAUUUCACGUGGCACAAUGAGGAAAAGAGGCUGAGUGGCAACAGGACAGCACAAACCCAUUAAUAAUGACUGGAAGUGGCUGUAGAGACCCAGCAAACCCAGUUUGCAGAGACAUUCAGCCACAGAGCAAAGCCAUUGCCGUGAGCCUGAGCUCGGGGCUCUCCUGAGGCCCCAGGUCACCUGUCAUGGGCAAUGUUCUCGUGCUGCUCCCAGCGUUGGUGCUCCUGGGCUCCUCUCUUCACCCCCUGUGUCUCUCCACAGUUUCUCUUGUGCCUGGUGCAUGUGGAAGCCGCUGCUGGCAGCGUGAGACUAACUCAGCUCUGUGUCACUGCAGGGUCCCCUGGCGCCAGCCAAGGACUGGGGUGGGUGUCACAGGGGCUCUGCCAUCAGGUGAUGGGGGCACGGCCUGGCCUUUGCUUUGUGCCCAUCUGUCAGCCAGAUGAACACCCCCAGCCUCUGCAGGACCCUGCCAGGGUGAAGGAUCCAGGCCCUGGGUGGCUUUGGCACGUGGCAGGACAAUGACAGCGUUCAGGGGGACAGAGCCACGCCCUGUGUGCCAGCAGAGGGUGGUGGUGGCCCUGUGCUGCUGGCUCAUGGGGACAUCCCAGACUGUGGCUGUUGGGGGUCACAGCAGCUCUGUCAGGGGGGGCAGAUCCAACAGGGCCCAGCUUGGCACUCUUGGCUUGGCCUGUGCUCUCUGCUCCCAUAGCCAGAGCACCCGCUGUCACUGGCUGAUGUCACUGUCACCCACGGCAGCUCUCCUGCCUGCACUGGGAGCAGAGCCAGAGGGGUCUCCUGAGUGGCCCCGUGACACUGCCACCUCCCCUGGGUGGCCCCGUGACACUGCCACCUCCCCUGCUAGGUGCCAAGCCCAGCCUGCUCCUUUAGCUGGGGGGUCUCUCUCAGGAUGAUGGGGGUCCCCUCCCCACCCGGCUCCGUGUCUGUCCAACCUCCACCUUGUCCCACUAAUCCCCCAAGGGCCCUUCCCUUGCACAGCUGCCACCGGGAUGGGUUUUAGGGCUGAUGCUCCUGGGUUUGAUGGAAGGCAGAGCCAGGGCAGAGUGGGGAGCACAGGGGCAGGAAUGGGACAGGAAUGGGACAGGAAUGGGACAGGUCAGGCCCAGGGUGGGCAGGUUCAGGGCUCCUACACAGAACAGGAGCACCACCAGCUCUGGGCUGGAGCUGUCAGAGCCCACCUCUGUGAAGGACCCUCCUCCCCACCCCACAGACCCCCCCUUCUGCUCCAGAGCAGCCUCCCUGCCCCCAGGGGGACCUCCCCAGGCUGGUCCCCCAGGGGAGCCGUGGGACCACCAGUCAGCUCGAUGGCAGAGGAUGCAGCUGGCAGGUGUCACCCUGCACAGUGGGGACAGGCCACCAGUGCCCGUGGGUGGCUGCUCCCCGCUCAGAGCAGGGCAGGAGCGCAGAGAGGCUGCACCAAACAGCCAGGUCACUCCUUUGCUCUGCUCCUGCACUUCAGGGCUGCCUGGCCCUACUCCCCAGUCCCCGCGGCUGGCAGGAGUUGAUCCCUUUGUCUGUCUGUCUGUCCAUCCCUCUCUGCUGGUGUCCCCAGAGCUGCCUGGAGAGGGGCAGGAGGUGCAGACCCCCUUUCAGCUGUGCUGGUGGACGUGUGGCCAGGGCACGCCAGCAGUGACACGGGCAGAGGUGCAGCCCUGGGGACACUGUCCUGCCCAGGGCGCUCCAAGCUGGUCAGGGCUGCCCCUGCUCUGCGGGCACAGCCACCAGCCGGGAGUCCCCUGAGCCACCACAGCCCCCAGGACGUCCCCACAGCCCCGAGGAUGUCCCCACAGCCCCGAGGACGUCCCCACAGCCCCGAGGAUGUCCCCACAGCCCCGAGGAUGUCCCCACAGCCCCCAGGACGUCCCCACAGCCCCGAGGAUGUCCCCACAGCCCCGAGGAUGUCCCCACAACCUGUAAAGUCUACUGUGAACAUGGCAAGUGUGCAACCA